AUGACAGUCACGGAUAGGUCUACAGCUACAAAGCCUCCCACAGUUGUUCUCGACACUACCAUCGCAGACCUCUACCGUCAAGGGGGAGCAGCCUACAAAGAUAAACGAAUCGGCCAAGUCCUCAGCGGUUUCAGCGCUCUCGUACCACUGAGUGACAAGAUCUCUUGCAACCGCAAAUACAUCUACCAGGAUAGCCCCUUUACGAGCAACAGCUGCGAACCACGCACCAAGAGCGAAGAUACGACAACAGCUAUAAAGUACCUCUCUCUCAUUAACCAACGUGAUGAAUUUAUCUGCGGUAAUGCGCCGGUCGUAUUCUUUCACAUGGACACUUCGUCACGGAAGAGAGACCAUGAUCGGAAACAGGUCAUGAAGACCCUAGCUACGUUGGUAAAUCACCAACGUCCGCAGCCUAUCUUCUGUGAGGGACCUGAUUCCAUUCCUACAAAGGAAUCACAGAUCGAUCUUCUUGCCGUCAAAGUCAUCGGCGACGAUUUGGAAAAUGGCCUCGGUGACUUUGUCAUUCCUGAUGAGUGCGCGGGUGCCAGAGGCACUUGGCUCAAAGAGCAGAGUCUGCGACUAUACGAAGCUCUAAAGUCUCAACUCCUGCCAUUCGUUCUGAAAAACCAAGCUACUUUUGGCGGUGCGGGAACCUUCAUCGUAAAAACGGAACAGGAGCGACAGAACAUAAUCGACGACGAUAUGAGAAACGGGUUUCUGAAUCGUCUCCUAUCAGCUGUGAAUGCGCGCAACUCGCACCUUGAGCCUGCGACGAUGUUGCUAUCAGAUUUGGUGCAAGAUCCUAUCGGUGAUUAUGGAGUUACCUUCUUCGUCAAUGAAAAGGGGAGUAAGCCGACGUUCUUGGGUGUUUCGAAACAGAUGAUAGAAGGCGGUACAGCAUGGGUCGGAAGUAUCAUCGAUUACCAGCAACAAACCAAACUUCACCACAAGUUCGAGGCAUUGAUGGACCGGAUAUCAGACUGGCUUCAGUCAUAUGGCUAUAUCGGUCCUGCAGGCGCAGACAUCCUCGAAGAUGCCAAAGGGUUCCAUGUGGUUGAUCUCAACGUGCGUACAACAGGGUCAUGCUGUCUACCAUUACUUCAAACGCACUUUACAAGUAGAGGACUUCAUCUGGCUUCUGCGUUUUCUAUCAAUGUGCAGCAGGGGCGCAAUGAGUUUCUGGACAUGUUCAGAACUGAGAUUUAUGAGGGACGAAUGUGUAUCAUGAGUUGGUAUGAGGAUCCAGAGACGAGGAGUAGCCUGGCGGAAUUCGUUAUCGGAGGAGAGAACGACAAAAGUUUAAAGGAGCUCAUGGGUCGCGUUAGCGAGAACUCGAAGAGUGUGACGUUUUGA
Molecule: messenger RNA, 1353 nt
Organism: Fusarium coffeatum
Lineage: Eukaryota; Fungi; Ascomycota; Sordariomycetes; Hypocreales; Nectriaceae
Exons: 2
Coding region: 1-1353 (450 amino acids)
Molecular function (GO): ATP binding; metal ion binding
Source: RefSeq, a predicted model, not a curated record